This is a messenger RNA of Cercopithifilaria johnstoni, 840 nucleotides long. NCBI's taxonomy places the organism in Eukaryota, Metazoa, Nematoda, Chromadorea, Rhabditida, Onchocercidae. The record is from the annotation of a GenBank genome assembly.
AUGACUGAUGACCAGAAAGACAAAGCUUCUGGCGAAAAGGUUACAAAUGUGACAGAAGGUGAAGUUGGACCUGUUGGAAUGGUUCGGCCUGAAAUGGUAGAUAUGGCGCGACGUUUCAUGAUGAUACCAAAAAUUCAACAAACACCGCUGAUACAACAGAAACAAUUCUUGCUUCAAAAAGGUUUACGAGAAGAUGAAAUUAACGAGGCAAUGAAAGGAUUACCAUUACUGCAAAAUAUGUGGCAUAUCAAUAAUACAGCCAUGGAGCAUGAAGCCACACUUGGUUCAUCGUAUGAUUUUUCAACUAAGUCAUGGGGAAUUAAUACUUGGUUGCGGAUAACAAAAUAUGCAAUGAUUAUUACGGGUUUUUCAUAUGUCAGUUGGAAUUUUUUACAUUCAUACGUUUUGCCACGUUUCUUCAAUAUUCCGGAACCAGUUGAAAAAAGGAUUGAUGCAAUUGAAAGAAAGGUCAGUGAAAUGCAAGGAAUGAUGGGGGAUGUAACGACCGAGUUGCUUCUAAAAUUACAAACGGUCAUUGACAAACAAAGUAUCACAGAUCGUUUUACAUUUCAAAGCGGUACUGGUUCAUCAACGCUUGAUGACUUAAAGAAGAGUGUCGAGACAAUAAGUGCAAUGCUUGCGAGCAAGGAGCAGCUGUUACCAAUUCGAACACUAGCUAGAAAACGUAGCGCAAUAAAUUCUCGUUUAUUUCUACGAGCUGAGGAUCGAAGCGAAUCUAAUCCUAAUAACGAACACUCAGAAGAGACAUUAAUAUCAGCACUGCCAGAAGAACAUAAUGGUAUGCAAGCAGAGAGCAGUACUUCUCGCUGUGGUUCGUAG